GUAUUGUCAUCACUAAAUUGAAUAUCGGAUGUAUCGAAAUCGUGCCAUUCCCUAACUAGAGCAAGCAACUGGGCUACAAGUACAUCGAUGUUUAUGGGAUAAUCGAAAUCCCAGCGUUAGCCGCCAGAAAAAGAAAAGAAACAGGUCAUGACCAGCGAUUCGAGCAGUUCCAGCGCCGAGGAGCACAGGCGCAAGCGCAAGCAUAAAAAACAAAGCAAGGACGCUGAUAAGAAGCAAAAGAAAUCCAAGAAGCACAAACAUGAAAAGCGUCACAAGGAAAAGAAACGUUGCAAGCGGGACGCUUCGCCAGAACAGAAGCAAGCGCUUCAAGAACUGCCAGCUAGACAGCUGCCGGUGACGAUUGAUGAUACAGAUGCAGAUGCAAAUGCUUAUAUGCCCGCGCUACCGCCAUACUUGGUUAAUCAGGAAAAACCUCAGAUGGAUGCUCGGCCACAACAAACACAGAUUAUUGGACCCGUAAUGCCCAGCCAGCUUGCAAUAAUUAACGAAGAUGCUCCGCACAAAAGCGAAGCCGCUGAUGAUGAUGAUGACGAUAUGACGGGCAUGUUUGGACCAAUACCAAAUGCCACACAAGUUGAGCUGGAGGAACGUGCGCUGGCUAUGAAGCUAGCUGCACUGGAGGGCGGCGGCUUGGGCAGCUCUGCAACGGAUCAAGAUGUGCGCGAAGAAUGGAUGUUGGAGCUGCCCGAAGUGGGUCUAAAGACUGGUUUGGCCGCUCUCAACAAUAUGAAGCGCACUUUCUACCAGGGCAAAGAGCGACCAGAUUUUAGUGAUCGCAGCUCUUGGACUAAGACGCCGCAGAGUGUGGCUGCUGGUCCGAAGCCCUGCAGCUCUAAAGAAUUGGAGCAAAAGGCGCAGGCUAACUACGAACGGCAACGUGAUGAGGAGCAGGAAUGCAUUGCCAAGAAACACAAAAAGAAGCACAAACGAGAUGAAUCCCUUGUCCAGCUGCAUCAGAAGAAACUGCGCAAGGAGCAGCGCGAACGGGAGAAGGAACUGGCUGCCAGCGGUUCUAAACCCGAGCGGCGACCCUUUAGUCGCGACGUGGAUCUGAAGCUAAACAAGAUUGACAAAAAUCAAACCAAACAAAUUGUGGAUAAGGCUAAGAUACUUAAUACAAAGUUUUCCAGCGGACAAGCCAAGUAUCUUUGAGCAAUAUAUAAAUUAGUAUAAAAUUACUUUAAUAUAGAUAUAUUGAAUGCAACUUUUAUCGUUGUGGCGG
Molecule: messenger RNA, 1243 nt
Organism: Drosophila hydei
Lineage: Eukaryota; Metazoa; Arthropoda; Insecta; Diptera; Drosophilidae
Product: GPALPP motifs-containing protein 1
Exons: 3
Coding region: 148-1173 (341 amino acids)
Source: RefSeq, a predicted model, not a curated record